Molecule: messenger RNA, 532 nt
Organism: Rhipicephalus sanguineus (brown dog tick)
Lineage: Eukaryota; Metazoa; Arthropoda; Arachnida; Ixodida; Ixodidae
Product: peritrophin-1
Exons: 3
Coding region: 63-452 (129 amino acids)
Cellular component (GO): extracellular region
Molecular function (GO): chitin binding
Source: RefSeq, a predicted model, not a curated record
CAGGCACUCGAGCGACGACGCGGCGCUGUGUGAACAGCUGCAGGAAGUAGGCAGUUCCAGUCAUGCAAGCUAAAGUGAUGGCUCCCGUUUUUGUAGCAUUCGUCGUGGCUGUGGCAGCCGUCUCGGCGGUCGCUGCUCAGGAACUCGUGGACUGCCCUGCCGUUGACGACAAGGGAGCCAAUGCCACCCUGCUACCAAACCUGUACAACUGCUCCACAUUCUACCUUUGUGCUCAGGGUGUCCCAACGCUGAUGGAAUGCCCUAGUGGCCUCCAAUUCAACCGCAAGCUGAACGUGUGCGACCACCCGUGGUAUGCUGCCUGCUUCGAGCUCCCUCUACCAGUACCUGAACUGCCGACUACAGAAGCUCCUUUGGCAACCGAGAAGGUCGUCAUCACGAAGACAGUCAAAGAGGUCUACAGACCCGUCGACGAAGACGCACCUCAAUUGUAAACAAUAAAGUUAUUGCUGGGACCCAAUAAACGCAACUGGGGAAGCACAAAGAGUCCAGCACACGUAUUUCACAGAAGUGC